Molecule: messenger RNA, 789 nt
Organism: Trichoderma reesei QM6a
Lineage: Eukaryota; Fungi; Ascomycota; Sordariomycetes; Hypocreales; Hypocreaceae
Exons: 3
Coding region: 1-789 (262 amino acids)
Molecular function (GO): NADH dehydrogenase activity
Source: RefSeq, a predicted model, not a curated record
AUGGCGAGCAGAAUCACGCCCUUCCUCGUCCGCUCCGGCAUCCGCUGCGCCUCGCGCGCCGCCCGGCCUCAGGCCCGCGCAUUCUCCCUCACAGCCAGCCGGCCCAGCGACACUCUCCAAGUGCACCGAAACACACCCGACAACAACCCCGACCUGCCCUUCAAGUUCAACGCCCAGAACGAGAAGCUCAUCGCCGAGAUCCUCAAGCGCUACCCGCCCCAGUACAAAAAGGCCGCCGUCAUGCCCCUGCUCGACCUCGGCCAGCGCCAGCACGGCUUCACCAGCAUCAGCGUCAUGAACGAGGUCGCCCGCCUGCUCGAGAUGCCCCCCAUGCGCGUCUACGAGGUCGCCUCCUUCUACACAAUGUACAACCGCACGCCCGUGGGCAAGUUUUUCGUCCAGGCUUGCACGACGACCCCCUGCCAACUCGGCGGCUGCGGCUCCGACGCCAUCGUCAAGGCAAUCUCCUCCCACCUCGGCAUCAAGCAGGGCGAGACCACAAAGGACGGCCUCUUCACCUUCAUCGAGGUCGAGUGCCUCGGCGCCUGCGUCAACGCCCCCAUGAUCCAGAUCAACGACGACUACUACGAGGACCUCACCCCCGAGACCGUCGUCAAGCUGCUCGACGACCUCAAGGCCUCCGCCGCCACCGCCGACAAGACCGGCAAGCCCGCCAAGAUGCCCGUCGCCGGCCCCCUCACGGGUCGCAAGUCGUGCGAGAACAGCGCCGGGUUGACGAAUUUGACAUCAGAGCCGUGGGGAGCGGAGAAGACGAGGUCGGAUUUGUAA